Molecule: messenger RNA, 1286 nt
Organism: Mobula hypostoma (lesser devil ray)
Lineage: Eukaryota; Metazoa; Chordata; Chondrichthyes; Myliobatiformes; Myliobatidae
Product: SLAM family member 5-like
Exons: 5
Coding region: 106-927 (273 amino acids)
Source: RefSeq, a predicted model, not a curated record
GUAAGUGAAGUCUCCCUUGCCUUCUUUCCCAUCCUCUACUGAACUCAUCCCUUCCUCGUUCUGGGCCCCAGGUUUGGCAACACUCUCACCGGUUCUUGAAGAAAGAUGGAUGCAGUGUCCCUGUUUGGCUGUUUCUGGUUAACUCUCUCCAUCAUCAACUCUGGGACUGGGGCUCCCCCGACCACCGUGAACGGAACUCGGGGACACUCGGUCUCCUUACCUCCUGGGAUCCCAGUCGGACCGGACGAUGCUGAGGUUUGGUGGAAUCGGGUAUCACCCAGAAUCAUGAUAGUGAAGUACUGGAAGGGUAACGUUAGCUAUUUCGGUCCUGAGGAGUACAAGCGACGGAUAACCUUUCAUCCUGGGGACUUCAGUCUGGAAAUCCAUGAUCUACGGAGAGAGGACUCUGGUGAUUAUGAGGUGAUGUUUGCAGCAGCAGUUUCAGGAGCUGAAAAUAAAACAACAAUGCGACUGGAGGUGUACGACCCAGAGCCGGUGUCAGGAACACACAUCACAGUUCAGAACAUCACUGGGACCUGUGAGCUCACCCUGACCUGUUCUGUGACCUCUGGUGACCACACCAGCUUCAGAUGGUGGAGGGGAAGAGAAGCUGUGGUGAACGACAGAACCCAUCACCUCUGGGGACACGGAGAGACACUGAAGGUUCAUCACAGCGCAGAGAGAGAAGCUGUUGUGUACAGAUGUGAGGCCAGGAACUCCGUCAGUGUGGACACAGCUCAGAUCCAGCUGGGGGAUUUCUGUAAACUGGACAAGUCUGCAGAGAGAAGCUGUCUCUGUGGAUGUCGGCUGAGGGCCACAAUCAUUGCCGUCCUGCUCCUGAUUCUCCUCUCAGUCACAGUCGCCGUACACAUCAUCAGCUCCCGUCCAGGCACCAGAGCAGAAGGCAGACUCCACAAGGCCGAAUGACUCCCCGUCACCUCGUCCCUUCUCCCCAUCCCCAUCAUGCUCUUCCUCUCCACUCCUCCCUCCUCAUUCCUCUCCUCCCCUUCCUUCCCUUUCCCUACCUGCCUCUCCUGUCUCCUGUUCUGACCCCCCACCACCACACACAGAUGGGUGGGUCGGUUGAAUGGAAGGCAGAGGGGAUGAGGUACGGAAUACGGAGGGAGGAAGGCAGAGGGAUAGUUGGGGGUGGACAGUGGAGGAAGGGAUGUCAAAGGUCAGAGGGACGGAGAGGAGGCAGGAGAGUGGAGAGGAGGGAAAGGUACGGAGUGUGGAUGGGGAGAGGUGUGAGGAUACUCGGAGUGAUCGAAGGGGCAAGAGAAGGA